AAGUGCUGAAGAUGAUUCUCAAUUCAAAGUAAAUUAUUUAAAUUUAUACACUGCUGUGAACGUUUCAUAUAUGCAGAUAGAAUGUAUAGUAAUAGCAGGAAUAAAGGAACGAUUGGUGGUAUUCUAAUGAAUAUUGUAUAGACCGAGACAUCGAUAAUCCGUCGAGACAUCCCGUCUCUCGUCGCGAUUCUACGAGCUUGCGCGAUUCGUACGUUGUGUAAAACGUCCCGGUAUUUAUACCAGAUCAGUUUACUGCUAUUCGUUACGUGUACAUACAAUAUCUAUAAUCAUCUUAACUAAUAUACAUCAAUUCCCAUAAGUAUAAAACCGAACAAUUAUUCUAAACAAUCGUGUCUGCAGUGCAUCGUACCGUCACAGAAAUGAAGGCGCUUACCGACAAUCGGUCUUGAGUUAGCGUUUCGCAAAUAAAAAUAUUAUUAGCAUAAAUUUCUUAAAAAUUAUACCUCUAUUCGAUCGAUUGAAAUUCAUUGCGAUAAAGAACCAUGUCUCCAUCAAAGAGACUCCAAGAAGAUUGAAAUUCUACCAGAAGCAGCCUCAAAUUCAUCUUCCAUCAAGGAGAUCAGGACGGUGUUACUUUCCGUGGUAACCAACGAGGAAUCGAUAAUUCAGCAAGUAGUUUCGAAUCUGAUCGAAUCAGAAGUUGUGAUGUUUGACCGUUGGACUAUCCGUAAGAGAGCCUGGAUACGUAAGAACUUGUGACGAGUGAUGUUCAUCGAUGCUGAACGAAUGAAACUGGUAGAUGGUUCUCGGUUUCAACGCAGACAGCGUGACGCCGCACCGGCUGAACGAGUGGAAACGUAAACGCGCAUCUCGAUCGUGACGUAAACGUUAUCGAUACUUGUACAACGACCUCGAAUGAUACCCGCGAUACCUUGGACCGACCGGACUGCACCGUCCAGGUAAGUGCAGAGUGACGAUAAAAAUGAUGCCACUUCUUCUUCUCGACAUAGAAGUUUCUACCCUCGCAAGUGAAGGUGAUCCACGCCUUGGCACUCUCCCAGUGAAUCCGAUUCGUCAGAAUUCGUCAAAGUCUCGCCUCGCUUACGGCUGGACAGAAAGCUCUGCCCGGUUCAAGAAGCAGUCUCCUGCUCGCGGGAAAGCGCGUCCGUCCUCGAGGACACCGGUGGCCGCUGCAGAGGAAAAGGAACCGUCGUAUCGACCAUCGAGAUGAACGCGAGCGAGGACAGGGGCGCAGCCGCGGAUUCACCGCGUCUAAGUAGGCCAAAGCUGCGCGACAUCGCCCGCCUCUGGAUCAACACAUUCAGAGCCUUCUAUGCCGGGGACGUAGAAGUUGCACCCGUUGCAACAGCUUCACCAGCCACCGCCUCUCGUGAGGCAGGAAGUCUCACGGGACAGGGAGCCCCGGGGGUAGCUGCGAUGGGUAACCUGCAGAGCGACGCGAAGAAGAAGGGCAAGAAGGGACGUGGAACCACCGAGGGGACCGCUAGCACUCCUGACUCCAUUGCGGAUGGCCUGGUGGACGCGACGGACACCGGGGACGACGGGGAGACUGGAGACACAGAAGAGACGCCAGUUAAGAAGACACAGAGUAUUGGGAAAACGGGAGAUGGUCAAAAGGGUGGAACGGAAAAAUUGCGGCCGACUCACAAGAGACAAGCACCAAGGCCACCUGAAUUCGCCGAAAGACAGGUUCCGGAAGCUAAACCCGAGGCUCCAGAAAGGCCGCGACAGGAAGGAGAGGGAAAGAUCGAGAAGAAAGAUGAAUCGCAGGAGGAAUCGGUAGACACGAUUGUAUUAACGGAAACUAAAGAGAAAGAUGAGGCAUCGAACGCGAUGGUAGCGGUAUCUGGUCAAAGUCAAAAACAAGGACCAGCGCUUCUGGUUACAGACUCUUGGCGAUUAGCCAAUAAAAGUCUCGUCGUAACGGAAAUCUCGAUGCCGCCGAGUCAAGAAUCCUCGAGCGACAGCGUGUUUACCGACCCUGAAGAACUGGCUGGCGCCGCGGAAGCUGCGAAGACGGAAGUGGCCGAUACGACCACCUCGUCGUUACUUCCCACCACCUACGCCGCACCGAAGAGUCGCGAGAUCGAACAGUCUUCCAUCGCCCCACUGCUCGUAAAGUUUCAUCCGGCGCCGAGCGAUGAUAAGCGUUCAUUUGACGCGACAGAACGACGACUCGUCGACUCGUUAAUUACGGCCUUACCGGAACACUUGAAGUCUACUCUUACGGAAGCUGAAUUGGAACAAUUCGCCUCUAGAAUCUACUCCAGACUCGUCUCUGAUGGAGUUCUUGGUUCCAUUACAGUUAAUACUGCCACGCACAAGGAAUCUACGGAAGAUCAGACAGAACGCAGAGACACGCCGUCCAUAUCCGUUACCCUAAAUUCGGAAGGUGUCUCUGCCAAAGAUCGAUGGGAUUCGGAGAAGGAAACGUUGAAACGCGAGCUAGAACGUCUUCGGGAACUCGCCAAGUAUGCGGAGAAAACGACGCAAGGUAAAUCUACGCAGACAUCUCCGACGGCCGAGUAUCCGGAAGGAAGUUUCGUGAAGUUUUCGAAGUUAAAGUAUUCCGAGGCGGCUACUUCGCCUUUGGGCAGUCCGGUGGUUCAUAAUGAAGCUCCUCAAGAACAACCCACAACCGCGGCUUCUUCGACGUCGACCGGAAGUAGUUCGCAAGACGCGAAGAGUGCGGAGAGCGAGGUGCCACAGGCUCGAACCGCACGAUUAUCGUCGUCCUCACCUCCAGUUUUAUCACCACCGCCGCAAAUUUCAUCCUCCAGUACAUUCUCAAUCACACCUCCACCACCGCCACCACCACCACCACCACCACCUCCGCCGUCUCCUUUCUUAGACCACCGCUCGCUCAAUAAUUCAACUUCUUCUCUGUCUCCUUCGUUUUCGAUACCACCACCGCCGCCAUUGCCCGCCUGUUCAACGUCCGCGCAGUCUAUUCCUUCGCAACGAACUACCAAUUCCCUGCCAACGAUACCACCGCCUCCGCCUCCUCCACCUCCACCCCCGCCGCCUUUGCAACCAAUGACUGGAGAAGUUCACAGAGAAACUCCUGCACCUCCGCCACCGCCGCCGCCACCGCCAUCCCCUACACCGUCCAUCGGUAAAUUAAUAGCAUCCAUACCACCACCUCCGCCUCCGCCGCAACCUCAGAUACCAGUAUUCAGUUCGGUACCACCGCCGCCACCGCCUCCUCCUCCAGCACCUCCAUCGCAACUGUCGUCGCAGUCUUCCUUUGGACUACACAGCGGUCCAACGAUUCCACCACCGCCGCCACCACCUCCGACACCUUUCGGCGGAGUACCUCCACCGCCGCCUCCGCCACCUGGAAGCAAACCUGCUGCACCACCGCCUCCUCCACUGCUUGAAAUACCUGGAGCACCUCCUCCGCCUCCGCCUCCGGCAGGACCUUGUCCUCUACCAAUACCUCCGGUUGGAGGUUGGAACCCGGCAAGCAGAGCGUGUUUAAGAAAAGAACCUCUAUGUCCCGAGGUUCCAAUGAAACCGCUCUAUUGGACGAGAAUCCUGGUACCAGUGGUGCCUACGGAACGUCGCUCCAUCGACGCUGUGGAUUCUGCCGCUCAGCAGGGUCCGCUAUGGGCGGAACUAGAGGAAGAGACAAAUCUGGACAUGAAAGAGUUCACCGGUCUGUUCUCCCGCCAAGUGACCGACAGAAAACCGGUAAAAAAGGCGGACGUCGCUUCGAAACCGUCUAAAGUGCAACCAGCGAAAAUCCUCGACUCGAAGCGAUCUAAAACCGUGGGGAUACUAGAGAAGAGUUUGCACGUGGACUUUUGCGAGGUGGAGAACGCAGUUUAUAAUCUAGACACGAGUGUAGUUAGCUUGGAAGCGUUGCAACAAAUAUACGAAAUUAGACCAACGCAGAAGGAACUGGAGGACAUAAAAGCUUUCGAGGAAGCAAGCCCGGAAGUACCUCUGGAUCGUCCGGAAGUCUUUCUGAAGAAGCUUUCAAGUAUACAUCAUUUUUCGGAGAGAAUAGCGUGCUUGAUGUUCCAGUCAGAAUUCCAAGACGCUAUUUCCUCUUUAUCUUCGAAGUUGACAAAUCUUCGUACCACCUGCGAUUUCUUAAGAAACUCCAGUUCCCUGAAGAAGGUGAUGGCGUUGAUUCUAACCCUAGGCAAUUAUAUGAACGGUGGAAAUAGAACAAGAGGACAGGCCGAUGGAUUCGGCUUGGAGAUUCUAGGAAAAUUGAGGGACGUGAAAUCGAACGUACCUGGGAUAACGUUGCUCCAUUACGUCGUGAAAGCUAGAUUAGCUCAAGAAAAGGAUCACAAUUUCGAGGAACCUCUUCCGUUACCGAUACCCGAACCAACGGACAUCGAGGCUGCCUCGACGAUCAGUUUCGACAACAUCUCGGGUGAAUUAGAGAGACUGCGAAAGGAAUUGCAAGUUUGCACUGAAAAGUGCAACCUCGUUGUAGAAGCAGAUCCGGAAACGGCAGUACCGUUCAAAGAGAAGAUGGAUUCGUUCUUCCAGGAGGCAGCCGAGGAAUUGGCUAACGAGCAAGAGGCCCUUCUCGACGCGAAGAACAAAUUCAAAGCUGUGAUGCAGUUUUAUCAGUACACGCCUAAAGGAAGUAACCUGGACGCAGCCGAUCCAAACGCGUUUUUCAUUAUGUGGCUGGGUUUUUGCAAGGAUUUCAAAGAUAUAUGGAAAAAGGAGCAACAACGAAUACGAAAGGAACGAGUGGAAGAAAUGCGAAAGAAGUACAAAAGUAAGAAUAAAGUGGAGAAAAUGAAAAUAAGCGCCACGGGAUUGAAGGCGCGGCUCCAGAAACUUUCACGCAAAUAGUGAUUUCAACGAGUCGCCUAAAAGUAUACAUCAGUCUUCGAGCGAGGAUUAAAAGAAAAAAGUCUGUGAUUGUUGCAAAGAAAAA
Osmia lignaria (orchard mason bee) is the source of this 4891-nucleotide messenger RNA. RefSeq lists its product as uncharacterized. The record is from RefSeq and is a predicted model, not a curated record. Gene Ontology annotation, molecular function: actin filament binding. Gene Ontology annotation, cellular component: cytoplasm; cytoskeleton. Gene Ontology annotation, biological process: cortical actin cytoskeleton organization. NCBI's taxonomy places the organism in Eukaryota, Metazoa, Arthropoda, Insecta, Hymenoptera, Megachilidae.